GCUCUAAAAGCCCGGGAAGACGGUCGCUUAGCAACCGCCGCCGGUUCCUAAACAAACCUGACACGCGGCGAGAGGGAACCCGCGAUCUGCUUUUGCUGCCGCCACUGGAUCGCCCAUCCUCUGGAGCAUGCCAACCACCAGGGACCCCUUUCCAUUCCCACACUAUGAAAAUGAAGAGACCUGCACGGGCAACAACAGAUGUACCCAGGUAAGAGGGUCACCUAUUAAGAAUGCCCUCACCCAUUUAAAACAUUUUUAAAUGCACCCCUUUACAUUUAUAUUAACAAAGCGCCUAAAGUCAUCCUCAUCGGAGGGCUCAUGCUAUUGAACCUCUUUGGUAUUAAUGCAACACUUGCUUCUACCUGACCUCAUUGCUCUACCGUCAGGUGGGAAAUGUUAUUUGAUUGUAUUUUUUUAUCCUGCUUUUCAGACAAAUAUUGCCACCUAAAGAAGCUCAGGUCAAUUGUUUGUUUCAUUUUUCCGUAGCUUUUAGAAGAAAAAGUCUCAAAACAGUUUGAAAAUACAGCAUGUAUAAACUAUUUAAAAGCAGAGGAAAAAACACUAGCAGAGAAGUCUGAACCUGGCAACUAACAGAUUUUAUUGCUUGGUUUUUUUGUAAAUUGCUUUGAGGUUUUUUACGAUCAAGCAGUGUACCAAUUUUAUGUAACAAACAAAUAAAUAAAAACUGAUGAAAAUGAUGGCAGGCAUCUCUCCCUAGCAACAGCAUUCCAUAGACAAGAACACAAUGGAAAAGGCCUUUUGUUGUGUUUGAAUUUUUUUUAGAGACACAAGACUUUACCUCAGGCUUACAAACAACAACAAAAAAUAGUUUCAAACCAGGCAUUUAUACGCACAUUUGGGCCAGGCCAUUCUUCGCUUGUGGUGUUUUUCACAGAAAUGCAAAGGAAGGAUGCAAAAAGAGAGCCCAUUUAUGCUGAAGUUCAACCAAACUAUUAACCUGGAUUAAAAGGGUUUUGAAUGGGAGGAAUGUUAUAGUCCUGCUUAACUUUCACUGGGUAGAGGAAACUUCUUAUAAAAAAUAAAGAUUGAUAAAAAGGAAACUGAGAGGGAAAGCCAAAGCAAGAGGGUUAAAUAUCUUCAGAACACUUGGGAAUGAGGGAGGAAGGGUUAUCCAAAACUACAGUAAUAGAAGCUGAGCUAGUACAUAUACUGCAGAUCAGGAAAGACGUCACAAAAUCCAAAAUAAGGCCAGAGUGAUUAGCAAAUGAGAACAAAAAAGACAAUUUUUUGUAAAACAAAUGCAAGCAGACAAUGCAAAAGUAAGGCAUUGAGGAGCAAAUAACCAAAACCAUUAGGACUAACAAUAAUAAAAUGCUUUCAAUACACCAGAAUCUGGAAAGCAACUAGAGAAGACCCUCAGUUUACAGAUUUAACUGGCCCUUGGACCUCUCCUCAAGCCACUCCCCUCUCCUGGGCCACCCCCUUACUUGGCUCCCUGAGCAUUUCCCCCUGAUUGCAGUUUGUCCUGGAACUCUGAUAAUGCCUCUUGCUUGCUUGUGUGCGCAAGCCAUCCUAUUGUAGAAAGGUAAAAUGUGCAUAUGUUGCUUUGCCUACUUUUGUCUCUGCCUCCAGCCACCACUGGCAUAUGGCCCUCAGAAGGUUCCAGAGAAGGGAAUGUGUCCCUUGGGCUAAGAAAGACGCUUCCCUACUCCUGCCAAGGAGUAUUUGUCCUGAUUUACUGGCCGCACUGAGCCAAUCUUUGACUUUGCACAAAAAUGCAGGCUCCCAGAGAGGAGCCUGCAGCCACUUUCUUCGUCCACACUCUUUAUUUAUUUGCUGCAAAAGAAAAAAAGGGGGCUGGGAGAAGUGGCCCAAUGACGCAGGCAGCACUUUCCUUCUUCUCCACUGUCACUCACCAGGAAAUCUAUUUUCAUGUGGUCAUAAAACUACCUCUCCGCAUCCUCAGAUUAGGAUGCACAUUACUGGUAGCCCUGGGAACAUCUAAGAGAACCCCUCUGACCCACCUAUCCCACAAAUCUACCUUAACUUCAGUUGCGUUUGACUGGCUGGCUCCAGGUGUGAAUCAGCAGUGACUUGUAUGUUCCUGGCCAGAUUGACUGGAGGGCACAUCAACAUAAGGAAGCAGCUAUUUAAACUGGCUUUUGAGUGCCAGGUGGCACUUUGGAAGACAGAAGGCAAUACUGGAAGAUGUUGUCACAAUGCACUAACCUCAGAUAAGAAUGCACAUUAUCAAUACAUUCCUUUUCCAAGCAAGAUAAAGGACUCCAUCCAUUCCCUUUCAACAACUUGGGUGAGGGAGCACAGAGAAGCUCCCUACCCCAUACAUUAUACUCUUUCCAGUAAUGGAAGAAAGUGUAAGUACAUUGCAAGGAGGAUUGUGGGAAUAGAGAAAAUACCAAAUUUUAUCAAAGGAUGGUUCUAAAAUCUCAAAGCGCCACAAUAUAUUUUGGGACUGCUGAAGCCACUAAUUUUACACAAAUGCACUUUUAUGAAAAAGUACUUUUAAGAGUAACUUGGAAACUCUAGACGACAAGACUACUAGUCUCUACAAAUAAAUGUAGCCUCAGCAAUAUAUAAGUGCUCCUCGCUUAAAACACUUCUCGCCCUUCUCUUUAAACCAGAGGCUGCUUCCUGGUGGCCUGCACACAGCAGCAAAUCCACAGCACGUGGUCCAUCUGUUGCAACCUGUUGCCAUGCCAAGGCUGUCUUGCCAGGCUUUGCUCACUCCUUUUGAGGAAGAACAGUGGCUCAGUGGUAGAGAUUCUACUCUGAUUGAUUGACUGGUUUUAUUUCUACCGCUUAGUAUAUUAAAAUAUAUCUAAGUGGUGUACAAAGGAUGGCUGGCUAGCAUCCAUUGCCACAGCUGUGUCCCCUUCAGCUGCAUUCUCCACCCCAGUUCCAGGUACAGUAAGUUUGUUGAGUUUCCCAGGGUGUCUAGAGAAUGGAAAAAGCCCCCCCCCCCCCGUUGUUCCUUCACCCUCUUGCUCUGUCCUACUCCUCCAGCCACUUUGCAUGCAGAGGGUCCCAGGUUUAAUUUCCAGACAGAGACACAGACCUCUGCCUAAAACACUGAAGACCCUCUGCCAGUCCAUGUAGGCAAUGCUAAGCUAAAUGGACGGAAGGUCUAAUUUAAUAUAAUGUAGCUUCCUGCGUUCCCAUCUCAGAGUAUAGAAGAGAAAUGAUGUGAGGUGAAAGAACUCAUGAUGCUGCCUCUUCUGCCAAUGUGCUGUCCUCUACUCUGAAAAUAUGAGAACCAGCAGGUUGGGAGUGUGUGUGUGGUCGUUGAUAGGAGGAAGGUCAUUUCAGCUACAGGUCAGAAGACAAGAACUCAUUUUUAACCUCAUGUAAAUCAUCCCAUAGACCCUAAUCUAGCACAGGCAGCAGUGUCAGGCAUAUCAAUUUUGGCUUUAUAGAUUUGAUUUUAUGUACUUAGCUUACUCACAGCCAUGUUCACUCUUGCACGAAGCUUUAUGAAUGAGCAUGGGUUACUGUUCACCCAGAAAAAAUACUGAUAAUGAGCGCUAAAAUGCAUCAACUGUUACCCAAAAUUUGCUGAUGGCUGAAGAUUAGCAAAUGUGGCAUCAGUUCCCCAGAACACAGACACAGCAUCCAUACCAAGAACUUGUGGAAAACAGAAAUGUCUAAAACAGCGUAGGGCCUGGGUCCAAAAGGCCGUGGGAGAAAGGGGUAAAAGCAGCACCCAAUAUACAACCUCUUCUACAGCAGCUUCUAUAUGCACUUAACAAGAGCUCCAAAUGCACAUCCCAACUACUUUUGUUGCUCACUGGGUAACUAUGAGAGAGAAAGGGGCAUAAGCGAAAGUGUUACUUUAUAAUUUGAACAGUAAUACUACUCAGUGAGGCACAAUGCCUCAUUUUGGUUUCAGAUUGGUCAUUCUGAAAUAGCACUGCACAGGGUUGGCCCACCUCACAAGUAACUUGGCUGGCAGGGUCCAUCUCCUCAGGCUGAACAAGUUUGCAAUCACUCCUUUAAGUCUCUUAUACUUCUUAUUGAUCCAGAAAACUCCCUACUGUAUGCCUACUCAUCUUGCACAGCAACGAGACCCCUGGAAUCGACUACAUGGAACACCUACGCUAGCAAGCAUCAGAAGAGAAAUCUGGUAUACAGAACCUGAGGUACGGUAAAAAUAUUCACCUAAUGCUACCAUCCUUUGCUUGUGUUGCAAGGCUCUUUUGCUUUGCCCUUAAUCGAAAUAGGUUGGCUUUCAUACACUGUCAGAUUUGCUUUUAAAUGGGCUACACUUUGACCCAUCAACACUUGUAGUUGCACUGUGUACUUAAAGCAGACUUAUAAAAACAUCAAUACAGUGGUACCUCUGGUUACGUACUUAAUUCGUUCCGGAGGUCCGUACUUAACCUGAAACUGUUCUUAACCUGAAACACUUUAGCUAAUGGGGUAUCCCGCUGCUACCGCAGCGUGAUUUCUGUUCUCAUCCUGAAGCAAAGUUCUUAACCCGAGGUACUAUUUCUGUGUUAGCGGAGUCUGUAACCUGAAGUGUAUGUAACCCGAGGUACCACUGUAAUGAUUUCCCCAUCCCUCCUUAAAUGCCUAGGUUUCCAAAGACAGUCUGGAUUUUAACCUCAGUGCCCUGUACAAUCACCACGAAGACCUGCUUAAAGACAAGAGCAAGGUAGUUCUCCAUAAGGAGACCCUAUUUGAUGACCAUGGGUAAGUGUAAUUCAUUGCUCUUGUAGAAUUCAGCAAACAGCAUGACUCUCCACAGGAUUUGCAUGAGCCAAAGGUGCAACAUUUGUAGCUAUGAGGCAGGUUGUUUCUGUACUUUACUGAAAACGUUUCUUCAUCUAUGUGCAGAUGAGACACACCAUUCUCCUGCCACAGUAAAACAGUGCAGGAAGUGCUUCUGCUUUGGCUUGUAUUGCAUGGGUAUCCCAUAUCUUAUCCAUCUGCACUUGCAGUAAUAGGCACGUACAGACAAUGCUGAAGCAAGCAGCUUUGCACUGCACACUGGAAACCCAAGCCAGUGAAUGUUACCUUGGCAAAAUAUGGGUCUCUACUUACUUAGCACUCUAUAUUGUCUUAGGGUGCUUCUCAGUGAGAGCACACCUACAGAUCUUAAAUCACUUUAAUGCUUACAGAUACAAAACAAAAUUCAUACUCCAAUGCAAAAAAUAUGGAAGUGAUGGCCUCUGCCCAGAAUUUAUUACUUUCUUGCAUGUUAACACAUGUUCUCACUCUUGUUUUUGAGACAACUGAAGGGUUUAGAGCCUGUGAAGGAACGCACAGCAUCUUCGAUUCAGCAGCCUACUUCCAAGGGUAUAUCUGUGAGACACUGGGUCAACCCAGUAAGAGAGUCAAUCCACAACAUUGAAGGAGCUAUUGGUAAGCACAAGUUGUAGACAUUCAUUUUACCUCUCCUAAAGAAUUACCCCAAAUCCCCGCGAUGGGGUGAGCUCCCGUUGCUCAGUCCCUGCUCCUGCCAACCUAGCAGUUCGAAAGCAUGUCAAAGUGCAAGUAGAUAAAUAGGUACCGCUCCAGGUGGUAAGGUAAAUGGCGUUUCUGUGCACUGCUCUGGUUCGCCAGAAGCGGCUUAGUCAUGCUAGCCACAUGACGUGGAAGCUGUACGCCGGCUCCCUUGGCCAAUAAAGCGAGAUGAGCGCCGCAACCCCAGAGUCGGUCACGACUGGACCUAAUGGUCAGGGGUCCCUUUACCUUUAAAGGGAGUAAGAUCAUAAAUCCAUAGUGACCAGCUCGUGUUCAGCAAAUCUAACUCCUACCUAGACACCCUACUCUCCCAGGUCCUUUUUAAUUAUUUUGAAUAUCAAGCUUCUUUUAUUUACAUUAUAUAAUCAUAUUCUUCAACCUAUCCCUGUGUUAAAAACUAAUACAUUCAGAGUAGAUGUACUUUUAAAAUCAGGGUGAUGAAAGCUCCUCUACAUUUAUAUUCUGCUUGAGAAACCACUGAAAUGAAUGGUGUGGAUCACACUUUAAACUAGACUGGAGAAAAGUCUUUAAAAACAUUGUUGGCCACUAAUUGAUAAGAAAUUUAGAGCUAAGCAGAACACGUGCAGGUUCUGUGCAUUCAUUUAGAUCUCCAUUUUUUUUUUUCUGUUAUGCUGCUUAACAUCAUCUGGAAACUUUUGAAUUGAUGGUUUUCAAUUUAACACAAGAAAUUAAGAGCUUCCUCUUAAAUUGAUGUGUGGUACUAUUUAAGCUCUGAUUGGAAAAUUUCUCAGUGUAUGGAAUACUCAGAAAAAGUUGACUGUGACUUUUGUCUUUUCAGAGUCUCAUCACACUGCAGCCACUAACAGUGGAUACUCACGCAAAGAGAAUGGUGGGAUCUUCUACCACUAAGGGUUUGGCACGGCCAUGAUUGCUGCUUCUGUCCUUUCAGCCUGUGUUUACGUGUACCUGAGUUAAGUCUUCAAUGUUUGCUUUCCUUUUAGGAUCCUUGAUUAAACCAUCCAGCUUCACUGAAUUCUAGUAGCAGCACAGCUAUACUGUUCCCCAGUACUGUACUUGAGAGGAACAAACUGCUUCUUGCCUAUCAGCAAAGUCCAAGUUAUCAGGCCUAGUAAAUCCAGAGAUUUUGGUUAGGAAUUGAAUCAGUUACAGUAAUCUGAACUGAAGUCCAAAAAGGACAGCAUUUAGAAACUAUCACUUUAGGCAGGCAGUGCAUUGCACUCUCACAAUGAAAAAUGCCAAGGUUAAACUGUUGUAAAAGCCAUUUCUCUACUAAUUCAGGCGGCUAGCUAGUUUCACUAUGUUUAAAAAGGGCACUGCACAUAUGGACAGGAAUGCCCAUCUUUAUUACUACUGAGUCUUUAUUACUACUGAGUCUUGUCUAUGGAAACAAGUCCAAGGGCUGAACCCUUACAAGAAUUAAAGCCAAUAGUACAGUGGUACCUCAGAUUACGAACUUAAUUCAUCCCGGAGGUCUGUUCUUAACCCGAAACUGUUCUUAACCUGAGGUGCGCUUUCACUAAUGGGGCCUCCCGCUGCCGCCCUGCAACUUCCGCUCAUAUCCUGGGGCAAAGUUCGCGACCAGGAGCAUGUACUUCCAGGUUAGCGGAGCUCAUUACCUGAAGUGUUCAUAAGGAGGAUGGUACAUAACUAGAGGUUCCACUGUAUGUUUAACAUUCAAGAAAAAAUACACUCAAAUGAGAACAGGCCAAUUAUUUCUCAAUUUAGCCUAGCAAGCAAUCUCCCUAAGCAUGUCUUCCUCCUCUUGACUCCAAAAGUACAUGAAAAUGCUGGCAGGUAGAAGGAAUUGUAGAUUCCCUUUGUCAUUUUGAGAACUUAAAAUAGGAGUCUUAGGCGAGGCCUGCUUUCUGUAAUUUUAACCCCCAGAGGCCAUUUUAAUUGUUACUGUAUUAUCAGCCUCCACAUGGUGGCAACAAUUUGAGAAGCAGCCCUAUAAGCCACGGGCACAGCUUGGGAAACAUUGCAUGGUUCCACAGAAGGAACCACGGAACAUGCAAGCAUCAUGAACUCUUUGAACAGAGCCUGCAAGUGUCCGUUUAUAGCACAAGGAAGAGGCUUAUGGCACCUUAAGGACUUAACGAAGAGCUUUCUUGGACUACAACCCAUCUCACCAUCAGUCCACUAGAUGGAAUGAAGUCGGGGGUGGGGGGAGCAUGCCAGAAUUAAUUGUUCCAAGUUGUUUUCGCACCGCGAAUUCCAUUAGCAUUUAUUGGGAAGGCCUUUUCAGGAAAGCCAGCAGCCUUGUGCGAGGGACGGGGAUGGAGAGCGGGAGUCGUUGUCGCAGCAAAGGAAGACGCCCGAGGCAGGAACAAAGGAGCGGCUCAGGCGGAGCUGCUGCGGUGGAGCCGGAUCAGAAUCGCUCCGAUACACAUUGGCCAGGAGGAGGGGGAAGGGAACCCCCCCGCAGCCUCCAGCCUCGUCUAUCUGAUCAGUUCAUCACCUCCGGCUUAAAACGCCGCCCGCUCGCUUCACCUGCUUCACUGCACAGCGCCCGAGGGCUUCGCAGGGAGAAGGGUUCUUCUCAUCUCAGGCCUGGGGAGGCGGCAGCAUCCCGGCCCGAUCAAAUAAGAUCAACGUGUAAAUGAGGAAAGAAGUGCCGUAGCGCAGGGGCUCCACACGCGCGCCACUCAACCCAUGCACACGCCUCACGCAGCGCACGUACCCCCUAGCAUCCCCACACAUACCUUCCGCGCCCCACCACAGCCACACACCACUCGCUCUGCCCCUGGCUAUUCUCUGAAGAAGCGCCUCGCGCCCCGCCUCCGGCUUUUAUACCCCAGCCCCGUUGCAUGAUGGGAACCGCGCAGAUCGCGUUCUCGCGGUCCCUGCUGAGUGCCCCGCCUCUUCCGAGGCACCCUCAACUAUCAAGAGAGGGGCGGGGUUUGUGGAUUCGCACAUCCUGUUCGCUCAUAGCCUCCCCAACCCCGGAGACUCCGGGAUGCAAGUGGGCAAGUUCCCUGAAGGAAAUCGGGGUGACAUUCAGAAUUCUGGCGUAAUCUGUGGCUGGGCAGCGGCUUGUGUUCCCUCCCAGCCCCCAAAACAGCAGUAAAACUUGGAAGCGCUCGUGCUGCUUAAAGAAUGUUUCCCCCCCGCCCUUCGCCAGCUGCUGUCACCACCGAGGGCAAAAUAACUGACCUUUAUGGGAAUAAAGUUAUGGUAGACAAGCUAGCCAGCCGCAGAUUCGCUGCCCUGCAUUUUUACUGGAGACUCGAGGGCAAACUUUAGAAAUCUUUUUCUUCGUCCGUUGCCAUGCUACCGAGGGGAAAGCCAUGGUCUGGGUUAUCCUUGCAUCCAAAACCAGCUUGUGAUUUGUCUCCCAUACAACGCACUGUUGUUGUUUAGUCGUGUCCGACUCUUCGUGACCCCAUGGACCAGAGCACGCCAAGCACUUCUGUCUUCCACCGCCUCCCGCAGUUUGGUCAAACUCAUGUUUGUCGCUUCAAGAACACUGUCCAACCAUCUCGUCCUCUGUCGUCCCCUUCUCCUUGUGCCCUCCAUCUAUCCCAACAUCAGGGUCUUUUCCAGGGAGUCUUCUCUUCUCAUGAGGUGGCCAAAGUAUUGGAGCCUCAGCUUCACAAUCUGUCCUUCCAGUGAGCACCCAGGGCUAAUUUCCUUAAGAAUGGAUGCGUUUGAUCUUCUUGCAGUCCAUGGGACUCUCAAGAGUCCUCCAGCACCAUAAUUCAAAAGCAUCAAUUCUUCGGCGAUCAGCCUUCUUUAUGGUCCAGCUCUCACUUCCAUACAUUACUACUGGGAUCCCUUCAUGGAUCACUGCCUUGCCGUGGCGAAGGGGCUUGAAUAACUCAGAGAAGCUAUGAGCUAUGCCGUGCAGGGCCACCCAAGAUGGACAGGUCAUAGUGGAGAGUUUUGACCAAACGUGAUCCACCUGGAGCAGGAACCGGCAAGCCACUCCAGUAUCCCUGCCAAGAAAACUCCAUGGACAAAGGCAACAACGCACUGUUAGCCAAGAACAAAUCUUGGCUUUGGGCCAUGGUUUGUCUGGCGCAAGAAAGCCCUGUUUUAUUUCCAAGCACACACACACUCUCUUGUUCACUUAGCCAUUGUUUGCCUUAGCUGCAAGAACUGGGCUUGCUUUCACCAUUACAAGAGAUACAAGCAUAAUCAGAACAAAAGUCCCAUUAUGUUAUAUAAAAUUGGUUUCCUAGUAAAUUCUAAAAAUAAAUGUACUUGGGCUUGCGGCUGAAGUCUCUGUAAUAACAGUAAAAUAUAUUAGAAGCUACAGCUGUUUUCAUAGCCAUUCCUACAGAAUACCACUUUCCAAUUAUCCACAAUGGGAAAUGGAAAAAGACCCACUGCAUAAAGAGCUGAGGGGCUGUAAGUGGACACUUAAAUGGUAUGCAGUGCAAUACUUCAUUUGCUGUAACUAGAGUUACAAUUCUAACAAUACUCACUCUACUAAAUUUAGCAGCCCUGGUUUAGUAUUAUGAGAUAUUCCAAAUCCUCCUGAAAUCUGCCUCCAGGGACACUAAAACCCUCCAGACCAAAUUUUGAGGUCACACAAAGGACUGCCACAGGGGUAAAGAAAGACAGAGACCAUUCUGAUCGUGCAUGGACAUCUUUGGAUAAAACUCAUAGAAUUUUGCAAUGCAGUGCUAGCUUUUCAAUGGAAGGGCAGAUGGAAUAACACCAAAAUAAAGAACAUAAACAGACGGCCUCCAAUGGUGAACCGGGGAUGGUUUAUUUGCCCAAUAAACCAUUGCCCAAUGAUUUAUUUGCCCAGCUUGUUGACUUUCUCAGAGGCAGCUUUUACUCUUGUAAAAGCAAACAAACCAGAAGAUCAAAAAGACGUG
Molecule: messenger RNA, 10253 nt
Organism: Podarcis lilfordi (Lilford's wall lizard)
Lineage: Eukaryota; Metazoa; Chordata; Lepidosauria; Squamata; Lacertidae
Source: the annotation of a GenBank genome assembly